This is a messenger RNA of Boleophthalmus pectinirostris (great blue-spotted mudskipper), 3183 nucleotides long. RefSeq lists its product as uncharacterized. Gene Ontology annotation, biological process: DNA integration. The record is from RefSeq and is a predicted model, not a curated record. Gene Ontology annotation, molecular function: nucleic acid binding. The coding region runs from base 148 to 2337 and encodes 729 amino acids. Lineage: Eukaryota; Metazoa; Chordata; Actinopteri; Gobiiformes; Gobiidae. The transcript has 2 exons.
CCCUUCACUCGACGUGGUGUGCUCUCAACUGUAAACAGUUUGUUUGAUCCUCUUGGGCUGCUCGCACCGGUAACUAUCAAAGGCAGACUUCUUCUCAGGGAGCUCACCAGCCGCAACCUUGAAUGGGACACCCCGUUGCCGCAAGACAUGUAUGACGACUGGAGAAGAUGGCAGGACUCGUUACAGCACCUGGCAACCCUCCACAUUCCUCGUACCUAUGUGUCCUUCUCCAUCUCACAAUCCACAUUAAUUGAACUCUGCAUGUUCUCAGAUGCUUCUGUGAAAGCAAUUGCAGCAGUAGCCUACCUGAAAGUAACACAUGGUGAUGGCCACAACGAAGUCGGUUUCGUCAUGGGCAAAGCCAAACUUGCUCCUAUGCCAGAGCUCACCAUUCCCAGAUUAGAACUCUGUGCUGCAGUGCUUGCGGUGGAGAUGUCAGAGCCUCUCAAUGAUGAGUUGAAGGUCAAGAUUGACAAGAUCACAUUUUUCACUGACAGCAAAGUGGUGUUGGGUUACAUCCACAACAAGAACAGAAGAUUUCAUGUAUAUGUGAACAACCGUGUGCAGAGAAUCAAGCAAUCCUCUCUCCCAGAGCAGUGGAAAUACAUCCCAUCUGAGCACAAUCCAGCUGAUCAUGGUUCUCGCUCACUGGCUGCGGAGAAAAUCGAAAGAACAACAUGGUGGUCUGGCCCAGCAUUUCUUCUCAACACCAAGAGUGGUGCUCCUGAAAAAGGCCCAUUCAAACUCAUUGACCCAGAGUCAGACGUGGAAAUUCGACAGAAUGCUACCGUGCUUGUGACCAGAACCACUUCAGGUAGUUUAGGUUCAAUGCGAUUUGAACGAUUCUCAAAAUGGACCUCUCUUGUCAAAGCAGUAGCAUACCUUUGUCACAUCGCUCACAGUUUCAAGUCUAAAGAUUGUGAAGGCUGGCACCUCUGCAAAACAAGUCUCACAGGAGAAUCCUUAACUCGAGCAGAGUACACUAUCAUUAGAUGUGUCCAACAUGAAGUGUAUGCCGAAGAGAUCAAACGCAUCAAGGCAAAACAAGAUCUGCCACGCAACAGUCCUCUAUACAAGCUCAAGCCGAUCAUCGAUGAUAAAGACCUACUCCGUGUUGGAGGACGCUUGUCAGAGUCCAAACUCACAAGUCAAGAAGCUAAUCCUCUUCUGAUCCCAAGAAUGCAUCACAUUACUACCCUGCUCAUUCGACAUCAUCAUGAAGCUGUAAAGCAUCAAGGAAGACACUUCACUGAAGGAGCAGUGCGAGCAAGUGGUUUGUGGCUGGCUGGUGCCAAGAGAUCCAUCAGCAGUUUUAUCCAUAAAUGUGUGACUUGCAAAAAGCUUCGAGGGAAAACAGAGCAGCAAAUCAUGGCAGAUCUGCCCGCCGAGCGUCUACAAACUGAUCCUCCAUUUUCGUAUGUUGGCCUGGAUGUUUUCGGACCAUGGGAGGUCACAACGUGCCGCACAAAAGGUGGUCAUGCUGACAGCAAACGAUGGGCGGUUCUGUUCACUUGUAUGUGUACAAGAGCCAUUCAUAUCGAAGUUGUAGAGACAUUAAGCUCUUCAAGUUUUAUCAAUGCUCUUCGCAGAUUUUUCGCCAUCAGAGGGCCCGCUAAACAGCUACGGUCCGACUGUGGUACCAACUUCAUUGGCGCAUCCAAAGAGCUGAAGAUGGAACCUCCAAAGCCUGACGACACAAGUGUGGAUGACUAUCUGCGUGAACAAAGGUGCUCCUGGGUGUUCAACCCUCCUCACUCAUCCCACAUGGGAGGCACGUGGGAGCGUAUGAUAGGAAUCGCGCGUCGCAUCCUCGACUCUAUGCUCUUACAAGCAGGAAAUCCUUUACUGACUCACAAGGUACUAACAACGUUGCUCGCUGAAGUCACAGCUAUCAUCAACGCAAGACCCUUGGUGCUUGUCUCCUCAGAUCCUGACGCACCUCUCAUCUUGACUCCCAUGACGCUGCUAACACAAAAAACAAAAGCAAUACCAGUUCCACCAGGAGAUUUCACCAACGCUGACAUAUUCAAAUAUCAGUGGAAAAGAGUUCAAGUCCUUGCCGACACCUUUUGGACCAGAUGGCAAAGGGAGUACCUCAACAUGCUCCAAAGCCGUCAGAAGUGGCAACGCAACAAACCAAAUCUGAAGGAGAAAGAUAUCAUUCUUCUGAAGGACAAGCAACUAAAACGGAAUGAAUGGCCCAUGGGAAUCAUCGUGAAGACUCUUCCAAGCAAGGAUGGAGUUGUGAGGAAGAUUGAGGUCAAAGUAGCACGCAACAAGACUAUGAAGAUUUUCUCCAGACCUAUCUCAGACUGUUAUCCCCCACUGUUUAGUUAGUUUAUUAUGGCAUUCUUAAAAUAAUGCCAGGCGGGGAGUGUAUUGGAACUGUUUUGUGUUGUGUUCUUCCAGCCUGCUGGGGGGCGCUAGUUGUGAUUUUGGUGAUAUAUUUAGCCAGUAGGUGACAAGAAGUAAAACUACUAGCUUGAAAAUGUCAGUCAGUCCAUGAGGUGUUUUGCGGUUAGAUCUGAAACCAUCCUCUCAUUUCCAGCCCUUUGAGUGGCAAUAUGAUUUCACACUUUUUUACAUUAAAUCCUGGUCAAAGACAACACCUGCCUGUUCCUUGGAGGAAGUGAUGCAAGAGAGAGUUUAGCUGGCUGUGAAUCUCAAUUAGGACAAGGGGUCACGUUGAGUGUAACAGUACAGCACAUAUUAGGGAUAUAUGAAACUGAAACAUGAAUAAAGCCAGGUUUAAAUCUCUUGCUUCAUAUUGUUGACAUGGAGGCUUAACAAUAAUCCACGCUUCGAUAGGCAUGCCCACAAAUCCUCCUGUACGAUCCAUAUAUGAUCCAUAUACAGUCUAAAUUCCUUGUUGCUUUCAGCAUGUACAGUAUAGAUGUCAGUUAAUCAUUGAACUUUUAACUAUUAUGGUCCACUUCAUUUUGUAAGUGAAAAUGAACUAGGGCUAACCUGAGUUUGUGUUGGUGUUUUAUGAAUAAAAAGUUUGUAGUUCAUAAUUUAUAUAUAGGAAUGUUUAGUAUAUUGUCAUUUUACUUAAGGCGAGGCACUGCAGGUGAAUAGGAAAAAAUGUUUUAACAUAUUCUUUAGUUUACUAAGUUAUAUAAAUGUAAAAAAAUAAAUAAAUAAACUGUUAGAUCAUGCUAUGUAUUCAUAUAGAAAUAAACC